This is a messenger RNA of Emiliania huxleyi CCMP1516, 2517 nucleotides long. RefSeq lists its product as hypothetical. The record is from RefSeq and is a predicted model, not a curated record. NCBI's taxonomy places the organism in Eukaryota, Haptophyta, Isochrysidales, Noelaerhabdaceae. The transcript is spliced from 8 exons. The coding region runs from base 29 to 2224 and encodes 731 amino acids.
CAAGACGACCUGCUCGCAGGGCUCACUGAUGAACGACAGGCCUCGGCGCCCUAGCCGCUCCCCAGCGCGGACUCGAUCCGACUCGGGGACAGGUUCGAGCAAAGCGGCGCCAAACAAGGGCCCGAGCCGCGAGCCGACAGACGCAGAGUUUGACGCUUUGCACAAGAAGCUGGACACGGCCCUCCUGCUCUGCGUGAUCGCCGUCCUCGUCGUGAUGGAGGAGCCGGCAGCGCUGGUUAGAGACGUGACCGAGGCGGUCCUCUCGGCGCCUCGCCAAUUCGACUUCAUCGAGAGCCAGACCCUGAACGGGUCGAUUGCCAUCGGCCUCAGCCUGCUCUCACUGUACUCGUGGGCGCUGCUGUAUGGCGUCGAGCGCACCGGAGCCGCCGUCCAGCGGCCGUGGACGGCGGCGCUCCACUCGGCGGGCUCUCUCCUCGAGCUCGGGCUCGGACUCUGCGCGACGCUCGACCUCGAGGCGGCCGCAUCAGUCGUGGGCCCCUUGGAGGAAGGCUCGUACCAGGUGCCGUGGGCACGCGCCUCGGCCUGCGUCGCCCUCGCGGUCACUGUGCCGACCGGCGUGCUGCUCGCCCGCCACUCGUCGCGCUCCGGCGUCCGGCACCUCGCCGACACCGCCUUCGGGCUCUACCACGCCGCGCGCGCGCUCGAGGCGGCGCGCGUCCUCGCGCUGUCGCCCAGGCUGCUCCCCAACCUGUGGAUCCUGCUCCACUCCGGGACGGCGGUCCGGCUGGUCGGCUUCUUCGUGACGCCCUACUCGUCGACCGACGGCGCGCGCGGCGACCUCUUCACCGAGCCGCUCUGCUACACGUUCACGCUCCUCCUCGCGGGCUUCCUCGUCGCCGCCUUUGUCUACCCGCCGCACUACCUCCUCCUCUCGCUCGCCGCAUUCGCCCUCGCGAACCGGAUCGCCCCGCCCGCCCUGUCGGUCCGCCUCCCGGGGUCGCCCCGCAAGACGUCCUCGCGGGAGCCCGCCCGCCAGAGCACCGGAGGAGACACCGGAGCCCGCCAGAGCACCGGAGGCGACACCGGAGGCGCUCUCAAGGCGCAGCCCGCGGCAAACAAGCCGUCGGCAGACCGCCAGCCGUCGGCCGACCAGAGCCUGCCCCCCGACCCGCAGCCCGCGGAGCCGCAGCCCGCGGAGGCGUACCCCGUCGGCGAGAGCCCGCGCGCGUCGCCCCGUCCCGCCGCGCCCGCGCCGCCGCCGCCACAGCCUCCGCCGCAGUGGCGGCGGCGGCUGCUCCGCGCCGCCCUCGACGCCGCCCUCGUCGCUUCGUUUGGGGCGCUGGCGAGCCGGACGAUGCGGUUGGGCGAGUGGGACGCGUACUGGACGCACCAGCGGGAGCACGUCUGGGGGCGGCUCGACUACUACCAGCCGGUGGUCGACUUCGUCUCCCAGCCGAUGCGCCCCUCCCUCUGCGUCCUCACGUACGUCGCCACGGUCUAUUUUCUGCUCAAGACGUACGUCAUCGAGCGGCCGGUGGUGCGGCGCGCGCACCGUAAGUUCGCGGCGCACGGCAACGGCCGCGUCGUGCUGGUGCACGGCGUCGGCUCGGCGGUCGAGCUCUUCGUCGGGAUGUGCGCCAUCCUGCGCCCCGACAGGCAGUGGCUCACCCACACCGCCGUCGGCCUCGCCCUCCUCGUCAACGUGCCGAGCGGUUUCCUCCUCACCCCUCGCGUCUACGGCGUCAAGCACCUCACGGUCCCCGGCUUCGCCCUCUUCGGCGUCUCGCGCAUCAUCGAGGCGCUGCGCACGCUCUUCAUCCACCCAGCGCACGUCCACGGGCUCUGGAUCCUGCUCCAGGCCACUUCGACCCCCAAGCCACCGGACCGCGACGCGGACCCUCGCCCUCGCGCCCCUGACUUCACCCCACUGACCCCUCGACCCAAGGUCGGGACGCUGGUCCGGCUGUUCGGCUACUUUGUCCUCCCGUACUCGUCGACCGACGGCGCGCGCGGCGACCUCUUCACCGAGCCCGUCAACUACACUCUGAACAUCCUCCUCUCGGGCUACAUCACCGCCGGCUUCGUCUACCCGCCGCGCAUCCUCGUCCUCUCCCUCUUCCUCUACGUGUGGGCCUACCCCUUCUGGCCGCCCAGCCUCGCCGCGCGGCGGCGGCCGCGCCUCUCCUGCGCUGAGCCGACCGAGACCGCGGCGUGGCGCGAGACGUGGCGCGAGAGCGCGGCUCGCCGGGCGGCGUCCUCGUGAUUGCUGACGGAAUGCCACUGCCGGCUUCGGAGAGCAUUGGCGUUGUGUUUGCGCUGCGCGCACUCGCAACGGACGAGCACCAGCGCUGUACACAACGAGGUACGUCCUGGCUUCCUCGACGCUCGAGUUUUUAUUGCACUUCUGAUACUGUUGGUUGUGUGUGUGCAUGUGUGUGUGCUCUGCCUAUAUCACUAUUGUGUGAUCUGUAAGUUUGUGUGUGCUGGAUCUCCGCAUGCGGAUGGCUAGUUGCAAAUACACGGGUGCUGUGGUGCUAGGUAUAUUGUUGGCAAAUC